AUGGGUAUUAACAAUCCUAUUCCAAGAAGUUUGAGAAGUGAAUCAAAAAAAGCGGCAAAGAUAUUGGCAUCAUUCGUCAAGCCCAACCAAUUAGCCGGACCAGAUCAAGUCAUUCCACCAAGAAUCUUACAGAAUGCAAAGGGAUUGGCAAUCAUAACGGUUUUAAAGGCUGGAUUUUUGUUUUCCGGUAGGGCUGGAUCUGGGGUCAUCGUUGCUCGUUUACCAGAUGGGUCUUGGUCUCCACCAUCAGCAAUCGUCACCGCAGGUGCCGGUGUAGGGGGUCAAAUUGGUGCUGAAUUGACUGAUUUCGUUUUUGUCUUGAAUACAAAGGCUGCAGUGGAUAGUUUUGCCCAAGCAGGGUCUGUUACUUUAGGUACUAAUGUGUCUGUGGCAGUGGGACCUUUAGGUAGAAAUGCUGAAGCUGCUGGUACUGCAUCAUUAAAAUCAGUGUCUGCAGUAUUUGCGUAUUCUAAAACCAAGGGUUUGUUUGCAGGUGUCUCGUUGGAAGGGUCAGCAAUUGUUGAAAGAAGAGAAGCCAAUAGAAAGUUCUAUGGUAGCAAUUGUAAGGCCAGAAAUAUCUUGUCCGGCCAAAUUGAAGCCCCUCCAGCUUGUGAUACGCUUAUGAACGUGUUGGCAUCAAGAGUUUUCAGUAAUAGAUUUGAUGAUGAUUAUGAUUCAGAUUAUUAUGAUGAUAUUCCGGAUGAGUUUUCCGACAGCACAUCCUCUCCUCGUCGUGGAUCUCGUACCACUUCAAGAAGAAGGAGUACAUACUCUGAUGAAGACGAUGAUUAUUAUUCAGAUGAAGAUGACCGCUACGCUUCCCGAAGUAAGAAUUCUACAAGACCAACUUCUCGUGGAACCAAUACAGGUACGCGAAAAGCAUCCAACUGGGAGGACGAUCUAUAUGAUUCAAACUAUAGAUCAAGAGAUAGGGAUGUCGAUCGGUUAGGCUCUAGAAUGGAAAAUACCAGAAUAUCUAAUUCUGGACCUUCACGUCCUCCUGCUUCUUCCAAACCAAACUUUGGUGGUGCUCCAAAGACCAAUACUAACCAAGCAGUUGCCUUGUAUACAUUUAAGGGAGAGCAAGCAGGAGAUUUACCAUUCAAAAAAGGUGAUGUAAUUGAAAUUAUCAAAAAGUCACAGACAGCUGAUGAUUGGUGGACUGGUAGAAACAACGGGGUUACCGGUAUUUUCCCUGCCAAUUAUGUUGAAUUGAUUUAA
Messenger RNA from Spathaspora passalidarum NRRL Y-27907, 1221 nucleotides. RefSeq lists its product as uncharacterized. Gene Ontology annotation, molecular function: actin filament binding; phosphatidylinositol binding. The record is from RefSeq and is a predicted model, not a curated record. Gene Ontology annotation, biological process: actin cortical patch localization; actin filament bundle assembly. Gene Ontology annotation, cellular component: actin cortical patch. The coding region runs from base 1 to 1221 and encodes 406 amino acids. The transcript is spliced from 2 exons. Lineage: Eukaryota; Fungi; Ascomycota; Pichiomycetes; Serinales; Debaryomycetaceae.